AUGUCUCUAGCCUCGGAUUCAAGUCAAGAAGUCAUUACAAAGAAAGGAAUACCCAACAAUGCUCACCCUCAUCUUCAAGUACCAACUGUUGUUUUCAGCCUUGAACCUCUCCAAUCUGUGUCUAGUCUACUAAGGACCCGCGGAAUGGGGCAUGGUUGGUCACUUGACAAUCUUGUUCAAAUGUGGGUGGCAGAAGGAUUAGUUGUACAAGAAAAGAGGAGAGCAAUUUGGGAUGUUGGCAGGAACUAUUUCAAUGAUUUGUUAGGGAGGUCAUUUUUCUAUGCGUCUGAUUUGGUUGGUUACCGACAGCAGUACAAAAUGCAUGGCCUGCUCCACAAAUUGGCUGAACUGAUUUCGUCAGAUUUAUGCUUCCGAGUGGAGGAUACAAAGAUGGAGAUGAAAUUAUUAGGGAAACACAAAGGUGCUCAACAUUCAUCUCUGACUUGUUCUGACUUUUUUCAGCCAUCAAGUUUAGAGCCAUUCCAUAGAUUCAAGAGACUAAGGACCUUCAUGUUAGAUGGGCUUGAAGGUGAAAUAGUUGAUUCUGGUUUCUUUAAAAAGCUGAAGCAUUUAAGGACCUUGCAUUUUAGAGGACUUGAUAUGAGAUUCAUUCCAGAUGCUAUUGAGCAUCUCAUACAUUUGCGUUAUCUUGAUGGCUCUUACUCAAAAAUAGAGGAGUUGCCUAGAGGAAUUGCUAAGAUAAUUGGAUUGCAGACAAUCAAACUUAGGGGUUGCAAGAACUUGAGACGUUUGCCCAAGAAUAUGAAAAAGUUGAUAGAAUUGCAACAUCUUGAAUUGGGUAGUGACACUCAACUUAUGUUCAUGCCACCAAAAUUUGGGAACUUAAAACAAUUGGAGACAGUUGAUGUGUUUGUUGUUGGGGACAAGCAAGGGAGCUCCAUUGCAGAACUUGAGAACUUAAAAAAUAUCAAAGGAGACCCUGAAGGAUCGUGCUUAACACAAGAAGGGGUUCUGAAUUUUCAGCAAUAUAUCAAACAUGAGUAUAUGUCAAAUUCACAUAGUAUUAGGCAAAAAUCUCAUUUAAAGCAUAGGUCCAACAAAGAAGAGGCAGAGACUGCGAAGUUGAGUGGAAAAUUGCACUCGGAAAACCUACAAUUGCGAUGGAAUCAAGAAAGUGAUAGCCAGCUUCAAUUAGAGGUGCUUAAUAGUCUUCAACCUCAUAUGGGAUUAAAGCGGUUGACAAUCGAAAAUUAUGGGCAUUUGGGGUUUUCAAAUUGGUUAGCUGACCCAUUAUUUUCUACUCUUAUCGAGCUCAAGUUGAAGGAUUGUCGAAAGUGUGCAUAUCUUCCUCUUCUCGGUCAACUUCCAGCUCUUGAAAUUCUUCUGAUUAAUGGGAUGCAUGAACUUGAAGAAAUUGACUCAACCUUCUGCGGUUUUGGGGAAGUAGGGGUUUCAUGUCAUUGA
Tripterygium wilfordii is the source of this 1425-nucleotide messenger RNA. Its product is annotated as putative disease resistance RPP13-like protein 1. The coding region runs from base 1 to 1425 and encodes 474 amino acids. The record is from RefSeq and is a predicted model, not a curated record. The transcript has 5 exons. Lineage: Eukaryota; Viridiplantae; Streptophyta; Magnoliopsida; Celastrales; Celastraceae.